Messenger RNA from Polypterus senegalus (gray bichir), 2075 nucleotides. RefSeq names its product mitochondrial genome maintenance exonuclease 1 (gene mgme1). Gene Ontology annotation, biological process: mitochondrial DNA replication. The transcript is spliced from 5 exons. The coding region runs from base 209 to 1261 and encodes 350 amino acids. Gene Ontology annotation, cellular component: mitochondrion. Lineage: Eukaryota; Metazoa; Chordata; Cladistia; Polypteriformes; Polypteridae. The record is from RefSeq and is a predicted model, not a curated record. Gene Ontology annotation, molecular function: single-stranded DNA exodeoxyribonuclease activity.
GCUUGUUAAUGUAAAACUACGACUCCCAACAAGCUGAUCAAUGAUAUAUAUCGAUGUUGAAUUUUUUGGCGCAAGUGGAGCUUAUUCUUCAGUCACGUUUCCUAUAUAUUGACUUUUGGACAUUGCUUUUAUGAGCUUUCUAAAGUACAAGUUUUUGGAUGAAAGACAAGAUUUCCUCAGUUCCGUUUGUGACUAACUUGUAUCAAGAAUGAAAAUUUGUCAAUUAAUAAGUAAGACAUUGCAUGACCGAUUGUGGAGACCUUCUGGAGGACGUCCAGUUCAAAUAUCAGUCUCAGCUGCCUGUUUCUCAGGGUCAUGCUUGUGGAAUUCUAGAAAGAAAAACCUGAGUCAGUAUGAAAUGGUCAACCAGGAAGAAUAUUCCUUGUUGGUUCGUUCCGUGGUGUCCUCAAAACUCUGCCCCCAAACACCAACAAGCUUAGCCGAGGAAGAUGGACAGCUUUAUGGACCCAUCGUUAAAUCAAAGCCUGUUAAGGGCAAACACAGCGGCAGAGUUCUUAGAAAUGCUUUUCCUUUGAUGAGCCACAGUAAAGUAUUUAACCAUUCCCCUGAGCCUUCACUGGUCACUCCUUUAAAGAUUGCUUUGCAUAAAGAUCCAAGUAAAUUGGAAAUGGUUAGUGUGACUCGAAUCUUGCAGGAGACAAUGCCUGCGGAUCAAGCUUUUUAUUUAGAGCGGUGGAGAAAAAAAAUGAUUGAUCAAUUAGGGGAAGAUGGCUUUGAAAACUACACUAGAAGUUUAUUUAGACAAGGAAAACUGUUUCAUGGUGCCUUAGAAGAGAUCUUCAUGCCCACUGAGUCUCAAGAAGCAGAUGAAGAAGAAGUGCAAAUAUCUGGAUACAUUGAGAGUGUACAGCAUGUCUUAAAAGACAUUGGUCACGUGUAUGCAAUUGAAAGUGCAGUGCAGCAUCAUUCUCUCAAUUAUGUUGGCUUGGUGGACUGCAUAGCUGAAUAUCGUGGUAAUUUAUGUGUAAUUGAGUGGAAAACAUCUGAAAAACAAAAGCCUUCCCUACGCAACACUUUUGACAACCCACUGCAAGUUGCUGCAUAUAUGGGUGCCAUUAAUAAUGAUGAUAAAUAUGGAUUUACGGUAGAAAAUGGCCUGAUUGUGAUUGCAUACAAAGAUGGUUCACCAGCACACCCGCACUACAUGAACACAGAAGUCUCCAGGGAGCAUUGGACCAAGUGGCUCUUUCGUUUAGAGGAAUAUAUGGACAAAAAAGACAAAAUAAUAGUGAAAAGCUGAGUACUCACCUUUUAAUCUGCAAAAGCAGAAUGUAACCACAGCAUAUUGCAGUUAUAAUGUGAAAAUAUUUUUGUGUAGAAUUUAUAUACUUUUUAAUAAAAUACUGUUUAUAUGGAGCAAGAAUUGCAAUGUUUAUACCACAAUAUAGUAUAAUUCUUGGAUUGAACCUUUUAUUUAUAAUACCACUUGUACUUUUGCUUACUUAAGAUGGGAGCAUUAGGCCAGUUAAAUGUGAUUGUUUUCAUAAUAUAGUACUCUGUAUAUCACCACAUUUUAGUAAACUGCAAAUUUUAAUUGCGCCUUUUAUGCAGUAGUAAUGACAGUUUUAUUCUUUGGUCAAGUACCAUUUAUUGUGGACUAGUAAAAGCCAGAAAAAUGAUUACUAAAAUAUUUUAUUAUUGGAAAAAAUAAUCCAUUGCUGUACAUUAUCAUCUUUCACUACAGCUCUCUCUACAUUCAUUUUAUACAUAAAAAAAUUGUAACCCACACUGAGGAGGGCAUGCUAUUGUGAGCCUCCAUUAACAUAACACAGUACGCAAUGCUCUCAAAUUAACUGUGCCUGUUUAGAUUAAAAUAGUUGAUGUUGCUGGUGUUUAUUUCUCAAGCUGCCUAAAUAUUUUUUGGUAUCAGCAAAGUUUUUUUAUUCCUUCUUCAUUUUAUAUUUUAGGUCAUUCUAAUGGAUCAGAAACUACCCUAAGCUCUUUUAGCACAGGUCAGUUAUGCAGGAACUAGAAAAUCUUGUAGGCUGCUAGUUUUCAUUUCACGUGAACUCCUACUCAAUAGUAUGUUUCAUUUAAAACAAAAAAUAAAUAAA